GCGGGUUGUACAUGGGACAUGUUUAAGGAGCUAGUCCGCGACAAGUACUACCCUUCCUACUAUCGGGCAGAGAUGGAGCGCCAGUUUUUAGCGCUUCAGCAGGGCACUCGUACUGUUGAUGAGUACGAGCGAGAGUUCACUAGACUUGCAGGUUUCGCACCAGAUCUUGUUCGCACGGAGGCUCAGAGAGCGCAGCG
Messenger RNA from Striga hermonthica, 197 nucleotides. Lineage: Eukaryota; Viridiplantae; Streptophyta; Magnoliopsida; Lamiales; Orobanchaceae. The record is from the annotation of a GenBank genome assembly.